Molecule: messenger RNA, 3096 nt
Organism: Haliaeetus leucocephalus (bald eagle)
Lineage: Eukaryota; Metazoa; Chordata; Aves; Accipitriformes; Accipitridae
Gene: APPL2
Product: adaptor protein, phosphotyrosine interaction, PH domain and leucine zipper containing 2
Exons: 21
Coding region: 39-2015 (658 amino acids)
Biological process (GO): signaling
Cellular component (GO): cytoplasm; endosome membrane
Molecular function (GO): protein binding
Source: RefSeq, a predicted model, not a curated record
GCCCAGCUCCCUGCGCCCAGCCGCGCCGCCGCGCCAACAUGCCCGCCGUCGACAAACUCCUCCUGGAAGAGGCUUUGCAGGACAGCCCGCAGACUCGGUCUUUGCUCAGCGUAUUUGAAGAAGAUGCAGGAACCCUUACUGAAUAUACAAACCAGUUGCUUCAGGCAAUGCAACGAGUCUAUGGUGCUCAGAAUGAAAUGUGUCUUGCCACGCAACAGCUUUCGAAGCAGCUCCUUGCCUAUGAAAAGCAGCAUUUUGCCUUAGGUAAAGGAGAUGAAGAAGUGAUAUCCACCCUUCAUUACUUUUCAAAAGUUGUGGAUGAGCUCAAUAUUCUUCAUUCUGAACUGGCAAAACAACUUGCAGAUACAAUGGUUCUACCAAUAAUACAAUUUCGGGAAAAAGAUCUCACAGAAGUAAGCACGUUGAAGGAUCUUUUUGGCCUGGCUAGCAAUGAACAUGACGUGUCCAUGGCAAAGUAUAGCAGGUUACCGAAAAGGAAAGAAAAUGAAAAGCUUAAGGCAGAAGUGGCAAAAGAAGUGGCAAAUGCAAGAAGAAAGCAGCACCUUUCAUCUCUGCAAUAUUACUGUGCCCUGAAUGCUCUGCAGUACAGGAAGAGAGUGGCAAUGAUGGAACCUAUGCUAGGAUAUACAAGAGGACAGAUCAACUUUUUUAAGAAAGGAGCAGAGAUGUUUUCCAAAAGAAUGGACAGCUUUUUGUCAUCUGUUUCAGACAUGGUUCAAAGCAUACAGGGAGAACUGGAUGCUGAAGCUGAAAAAAUGAGGGUAUCCCAGCAGGACUUAAUUGCAGUUAAUGAAUCUGUUUACACCCCAGAUUCUGAUGUAACUUCACCUGCUAUCAAUAGAAAUCUCAUCCAGAAGGCUGGCUACCUUAAUCUUAGAAAUAAAACAGGUCUGGUGACUACAACUUGGGAAAGACUGUAUUUCUUCACUCAAGGUGGCAACUUGAUGUGUCAGCCAAGGGGAGCAGUAGCUGGAGGAUUGAUUCAGGACCUGGACAACUGCUCUGUUAUGGCUGUAGACUGUGAAGACAGAAGAUACUGCUUUCAGAUCACUACUCCUACAGGCAAAGCGGGUAUAACCCUUCAAGCAGAAAGCAAGAAAGAAUAUGAGGAGUGGAUAUGUGCCAUCAACAACAUCUCCAGACAGAUCUAUCUCACUGACAAUCCAGAGGCAGCUGCAAUCAAGUUAAAUCAGACAGCCCUACAAGCAGUGACUCCCAUUACCAGCUUUGGGAAAAAACAUGAAGUUCACCACCCCAGCCAGAAUGUAAGGAAUAUGGAAAAUGAUAAAAUAAUUCCCAGUGAAUCAGCUGGAAUUCAAGACUCCACACAACUCAUUGCUCCUGGAACACCAAUUCAGUUUGAUAUCGUACUGCCUGCCACAGAAUUCCUGGACCAGAACAGAGGUGGCAGGCGUGCAAACCCAUUUGGGGAAUCAGAAGACAGCAGUAAAGAUGAGGAGGAAGAUUCACUUUUGCAGCAGAUGUUCGUAGUUCGGUUUUUAGGAUCUAUGGCUGUUCAGACAGAUGAAACAAGUGAGGUGAUUUAUGAAGCUAUGAGACAAGUGUUAGCUGCUCGUGCCAUUCACAACAUAUUCCGUAUGACUGAAUCCCAUCUCAUGGUCACCAGCAAGAACUUGAGGUUAAUAGAUCCUCAAACACAAGUUACACGAACAAGUUUUGAACUUGCCACUGUGACACAGUUUGCUGCUCAUCAGGAUAACAGGCGACUGAUUGGCUUUGUGGUCCAUCUCAGUGAGACUCUGGGAGAAGAAUCCAUGAGCGCAUAUAUUUUUGAGAGCAACACAGAAGGGGAAAAGAUUUGCUAUGCCAUUAGCUUGGGAAAGGAAAUCAUUGAGGCACAGAAGGACCCAGAAGCAUUAGCUCAGCUAAUGAAGUCUGUGCCAUUAACAAACGAUGGAAAGUUCAUGCUUCUGAAUGAUCAGUCAGAAGGAGAUGGAACUAUACAUGAAGAAGGGGAGGAGUCAGAAGCAUAAAAAGCUCCUGUCGUUUCCUGCAGCCUGUGUGGGAGCAGGAAAAGCAGGGAGCCGUUUUGCAAGAAUCUCUGGUUUUCAGUCAUCUGUGUGCACACGAGGCCAGCUUCUGUCCUCCUGCUAGGGAGAGCGUGGCGUCCUUCCAGUGGAGCUUCCUCUGGAUGUACAAUAGAACAACAGCAGGACUUGACCUUUGAGGCUUUUUGCAUUUGUGACUGUCAGGUGUAGGUCUGCUUGGGAAGCUGACAAUCUCCGGGAAUGUUUCAGCAUUAGCCCCUUGCUGCUGGUAGUUAGGACAGCACAGCUCUCAGCCACAAAGGGUUAAUCUCACUUCUUCAGAUUUACAGUGCCAGCAGCCUACAAUUCCACUGAAAUUAGGGCAAGCUGUAAGCUGGCAGCUCCUUUAACAAAUAUCAGGCCUCAAAUUUCCUGCCGUAGUCAGUUUUCAUAGUUUGCAUGAUUAUGUGCAUCUGAAUGAAGGUUAAAAAUGCACUAUUUACUUUAUUUUCAGAUGAAGUUAUUUUUAGUCUAGUUUUAAGUGUAACAAGAUUUAUCUUUUGUGCUAGCCUAUUUACAAAACAAUUUGUUAAACACUAAAUUUUUCCUAUUAAUAUAAUCUAUUUUUGUAUUGCAUCUAGAAUAAGCUUACAAAACAAAUCUAAGUGCCUACUUGUACCUUCAUGGGGACUGCACUCACAUGUUCUGUAAUUAAAUAAUGGACAUAAUGUACCCCUUGAUUUAUUAUUCUAAAUACCACUGACAUGCAAACAUCAGAAGUAGUCAACAAAUGUGGCAUGUUAGUCCUGUGCAGUUUUUCUAUGGUUAGGUUUCUUAAAAGUUAAGUUGCCAGAGAUGAUAAUUGUAGGACAAAUAAGUACUUUUGUAAUAAGAAUUCUUUGUAUUUUUAACAUUAUGGUGACAUGCAACAGCUGAAACUACCAGCAAUCUUUGGUUUUAAGAAACUGAGCAAUAAAAAGCUAGAUUGUAAGUCUACAAUGUAUUGACUAGUCUCAUAGUACCCUCCUAAAAUUAGACACUAGCUAUAUUUGGUGAAUAAGUUUAGAUUUUUUUUUUCCCCUCCAGU